AAAACUGACGUCACCACUACAACGUGAAGAAAACACAUUUCGCGGAUUUUUCAACUUCGGAAGAGAAAUAAAGUUGCUAAUUUAUCUCUGAAGAUGGAGGAGGAGGAUGCACAAAAGCAGAGACUGAAAGCUGCAGUUCAUUACACUGUCGGCCGCCUCUGUCAACACAUCGCCACAGACUGUGAGAAACAAAUCACUAAACAGACAAUAGCUGCUAUAGCCGAGACUGCAUUCAGACAGUGCGAUAUAUUUGCCAAUGACCUAGAAGCUUUUGCCAGGCAUGCAAAACGAAACACUGUUACAGUGGAUGAUGUGAAGCUCACCGCUAGGAGAAGCACUGCAUUGUCAAACUACAUCCAGCAGAAAAGUGAAGAACUGGCUUUGAACAACCAAGAACUAAAGGAGAAGAGGAAGAAGAAUGCUGCAAAGAGGAAGAGUAAAGAGAUGGGAGCUGAGGACGACAAUGAGGUUGAGGAUUAAUG
Molecule: messenger RNA, 482 nt
Organism: Paramisgurnus dabryanus
Lineage: Eukaryota; Metazoa; Chordata; Actinopteri; Cypriniformes; Cobitidae
Gene: cenps
Product: centromere protein S
Biological process (GO): resolution of meiotic recombination intermediates; replication fork processing
Cellular component (GO): FANCM-MHF complex
Molecular function (GO): chromatin binding; protein heterodimerization activity
Source: RefSeq, a predicted model, not a curated record